AUGUUCUCUGAGGACCCUCAGAUUAUCACCAGGGAUGCCAUGUUGCAUGUCAUAGUGACUAAUGUUGGCGAUGAUACAGUUGGUGUUCGCAAAAAUGCGGCCAAUGCUUUGCGAGUCUACUUCCCAUACCUCAAUGACACAACUGAUAUUGAGAAUAGCGUCGAAUGUUUCAAAGAACUCUGCUUUGACUGUUCAUCCGUAGUGCGAAAACAGGCUAUAGAAGUUGUUGACUUUCUUUACAACAACUGUACACAACAUCGGUAAGC
Molecule: messenger RNA, 266 nt
Organism: Cylicostephanus goldi
Lineage: Eukaryota; Metazoa; Nematoda; Chromadorea; Rhabditida; Strongylidae
Source: the annotation of a GenBank genome assembly